Messenger RNA from Manis javanica (Malayan pangolin), 2498 nucleotides. RefSeq names its product nuclear transport factor 2 (gene NUTF2). Gene Ontology annotation, biological process: nucleocytoplasmic transport. The record is from RefSeq and is a predicted model, not a curated record. Lineage: Eukaryota; Metazoa; Chordata; Mammalia; Pholidota; Manidae.
GGAGCCGCGUUCCAGGCCUCCGGGAGCCUCCGCUGCGAGUCCCCGGGCGGCCCUCCCUUCCCCCUCUCCCGGCGACCCGAAGCCGCGCGGGGCCGGGGCCAUGUGUCGCGCGCGGCUCCGCCUCCCGCCGGUCCUCUGAGGCGGCGGCCGGGGGGAACACAGAGACAGCCAGGCGCAUAUCCGGGCUGUACGUUGCCCAUUGCGGGUGCGUCGGACUUCGCUGGGGCCCUGCCUUUUUCUCUGGUCUGGACCACCCGGAUGGGGCUCUCCGGGCCCCGCCCCAUCUGGCCUAGCCCCGCCUGCGGGAGUCCUGCAAGCUCUGCAGGCAGGCUAGCGGGCCGACCCCCGCCCCAUGUGUCCUGCUGCACGCCUGCGAAGGAUCGGGGGAUGGGCAAGCGCCACCCGGCCCGCUCCGGAAUCAGCACUGGGUCUCAAGGAGGCCGGGUGACACUCCAGAAUGGGAGACAAGCCAAUUUGGGAGCAGAUUGGAUCCAGCUUCAUUCAACAUUACUACCAGUUAUUUGAUAAUGACAGAACUCAACUAGGCGCAAUUUAUAUCGAUGCAUCAUGCCUUACGUGGGAAGGACAACAAUUCCAAGGGAAAGCUGCCAUUGUGGAGAAGUUGUCUAGCCUUCCAUUCCAGAAAAUCCAGCACAGCAUCACGGCACAGGACCAUCAGCCCACACCAGAUAGCUGCAUCAUCAGCAUGGUUGUGGGCCAACUCAAGGCUGAUGAAGACCCCAUCAUGGGGUUCCACCAGAUGUUCCUAUUAAAGAACAUCAACGAUGCUUGGGUUUGCACCAAUGACAUGUUCAGGCUUGCCCUGCACAACUUUGGCUGACCUCCUCCUAGCCAGGCACUCAUGCUGUUUCCUCCUCCCUCCUCUUCCCAGUACUAUUCACACUCCUCCAGAUGCUCCAAAUAUCAUACACAAACAAGCAGGGCCACGGUGGGAGUGGGCGCAGUGCGCUGCUGCUACCGAGGUGUUGUGCAUGAUGUUUGGAUACUAGACUAGCUGCAUCUGGCAGGAGAAGUUUGUGUUGUACCAGCGCAUGCCUUGGAAAGACUUAAGUAAUGCAAAAGGUUGUCUUUUUUUUUUUUUUUAAUCUACUGACAAGUUGCUCUAGUAACCCAAAGAAGUGAAGGAGAAAGCAGCUGCCUCACCACCCAAAUAUUGAUUUGUUCAGAUGUUUCAAUGCCUCAUGAUACAAUAAAACCACAAAAAUUUUCUUAACAGUUUAAAUUGUUUUAAUUAGUUUAAUAGAUGGCUGGGCAUUGAUAACUACCCUUCCCCAUUGGCUCUCUUGUGUCUCAUGCUCCCACCUCUACUCCAGCUCAGCAAUACCUGUUGCAAGGAGAAAACUUGUGAAGCAGCACUCCCAGCUAGCCUCUCAGAAACCCUGUGGGGCAUAGUGUUCCCCUCCCAGCCCUCCUGGUCUUAGGAAAGUGAGCUGCAGACAGAACUGACUCAGGUCUCACCUGAAGUUUCCCUUGCAUUGAAGCCUCUGUAGUCAGUUCUGACAUCUUCCGUGACCUCUACAAUGCAUAGAGUCAUGGUUCUAAUAACAGGAGAGAUGGUCCAGAAUUCCUGUUGAAGACAGAGAGGUCUUGGCAAAAAGGUCCAUCAGCAUCAGGCCCUUUGGACUGAGGGCCCAGCAAGACCAAGUAUGAGCAGAGAGGUUUGAAGGAGAGGCACCUGUUCUAUCCCCAAAAUGGUCAGGAUCACAUCCAGGGUGCCCCCACAAACCCCAGGCCAAACAGAGGGCAGCUCCAAUCCUGUACCAUCUACUGCAGAUACCAUUGCCCAAAGUGAAGUGGCCAGAACAGCCAACCUCCAAUGCCCAGAGCCAGGCUCAGUUGGAAUAUAGAUUUAGAGCUGUGAAAGAAGGCAAUCUGAACUUGAGUUUGAGGGAGUUGUGCUCUAGGAUUUCUCACGCCUCAGACCUUUACAAAGCAUUUGUAGACCUCCUAUUCCCUUAUCAACACACACAUUCACACUGUCUUCAAUUCCCAGGAAGUCUUCGCUGCUGAAGCAGUUUCUUAGUUUGGGGGAUUAGAGGCUUUGCCCAGUGCAGAUCUAGCCUGAGACUUCUGGUGGUAUAAACAUGGUGGCAAGGUAGCAGCUGCAGGCCAGAGCCAAGCCCAGGACUGGGGCUGGUGGUCCAUUAGGGUUUUAGGAUUGGUGAGGGGACCACAGCUAUGUCUGACCUGCACUCCUCCCUUCCCUUUUACUCCUGUACAAUGGAUGGAGGCCAAGGACUUCCACACAGGUUGCCUGGCUACGCUGGGCACAGGGCUGUAUGAUGUGCUGUUUGAGGACAGUAUACUCAGGAGAUUUCAGUGGGACUGAUUUCUGGGUUGCUGUGUAUUUGGGGGUUGGGGGAUGGGGAAAGAGGUAGAUACCUGCUGCCUCUUAAACCACCCUGUAUAAAAUCUGCAAUACAGCUUCUUCCAUGUACCUGUGCCUGAAAUGUCUGCAAUAAAGAGGUGUUUGUAAA